CUGUAGGGGCCAGACGCGCCGCGAUAAUUAGCCGCGGAUAUAUUAACGGGAAUAACCGGAUUAUGAGGAUUUGAGGAGGAGAAGUCGCCAGAAUCCGGUGUCAUACAAGGCGAGGGAUUAAAGUUAGCGCGUCUUCACUCCUCCGGUCGCCGUUAUGGGGAUAGACCGGCGGCGGAGAGCAUCGCUGGCUCUCACCUUGAACUUCCUCGCCUUGUUCCUGGCCGUGUCCGCGCUCACCACCAGCUACUGGUGCGAGGGGACGCGGAAGGUGGUGAAGCCGUUCUGCACCGGCCCGGUCACCGCCAAGCAGUCGUUCUGCAUCAGGUUCAACAGCUCCAACGUCAACGACACGCGGCUGGUGCAGUACAUCUGGGAGACCGGGGAGGAUAAGUACGUGAUGAGGAAGUUUCACACCGGCAUCUGGUUCUCGUGCGAGCAGAACAUCAACAUGACCGGUGAAAACUGCAGAAGUUUCCUUUAUGUUGCACCUUCAAAUGAAAGAGGAGUGCUCUGGCUGUGCAUUGUUGCAGAGUGCCUGUACAUCCUCCUCCUGGCCACCGGAGGCAUCCUCAUGUCCAUAGAGGUGUGUCACUUUGGCAACGUCAUUGACGGCCUCAAGCUCAACGCCUUCGCCGCCAUAUUCACUGUGCUCUCAGGUCUGUUGGGUAUGGUGGCCCACAUGAUGUUCACCACUGCUUUCCAGCUGACCGUCAGUCUGGGCCCGGAGGACUGGAAACCUCAAACGUGGGACUACAGCUGGUCAUACAUUCUGGCAUGGAGUUCCUUCACCGCCUGCAUGGCAUCCUCGGUCACCACCAUCAACCGCUACACCAAAACCAUCCUGGAGUUUAAGCACAAACGCAGAAACAUUGAGAAGAACCUGAAGAUCAAGCAGAAGCUGUUGGAGCUGGACUCUCCGGAGCAGGUGUGGGACAUGUACAUCAGCUCGGUGCCAAGCACAGCCGAAGAGCUGCUGGACCUGUCGUCCAACGGCCGCAAACUCUCCAACACAUCCAUCUUCCUGGACCUCAACGACCUGCCCGACCCACAGGGAGAGGAGUACUGCUAGAGGGGCAAGGUGUAGCAUUUUCAAACGACAGCGUGUCAUUGUCAUGUUCAGUCUGAUACAAUGAUACAUAAUUACUGUAAACAAAAUGAGACCACAGUUGAGAACUUUUGUGAUUUUUAAAGCUGCAUUAAUCAGAUUUAUGUGGUUACAGCACUGGACAUAUAACUUUCAAAGCUGAUAUAGAUAACAAGCUUUUCAAAACAGCUGCCAAUUUAACCAUGAAACUGUUGAACCCAUCUUUGCAGACUCACGUUGUAUGUUCAAGCUCACAUUUAUUUUAUUUUAUUUUGGACGGCCCUGGAAAACAGGUUAGUUAGUUAUUCAAAAAAGUUGCCUAUUUAAACAUCCAGCAGAUAUGGAGCGACAUUAACAUUCAUUUCAAGUGAUGUUUCUGGCCACCUGACAAAUGUAAGUUCAAUAUUAUUUCACCUUUUAGCUCUAUUUUGGUCCACAAAAAAAUGUCUGGCUAAGGCUGGGCGAUAAAACGACAUAAAAUAAUUAACGUGAAAUAACUUUUCCAUGAUAGAAAUGUAAGACAUGUGAAAGCCAAUGAUAAUGAGAAUAGCGCGGCGGUGAGCCAAUCGUGUGGCUGGAAUUGAGUUACGUCAUGUUAGGUUGACGCACACAGCAGCUGCGUACGUGUUAAUGUUUGGGCUAAUGCAGCGGUGAACAGCAGUACGUCAGGGGCGGGAACGAGAUAAAAGAGAAAAUGGCGACAGGAAAUACGGCGUUACCGUAGAAGACAACGGAUUCACACACAAACGAAGAGUGCGAGGAAUUCAAAUUCAAAAGUGCGGAGAUAUUUUGGCGAUUUAAAGUCCGAGAAGAAGCAGAGUAGCGAGCACGUUCCAACAGGUAAUACCACUUUUUUACCAUUUGAAGCAGCAGCAUCUUUUAGAGCACAAUUCAAAACUUUACAGUCCCAGACCCGAUCAGGUGCUGGUGGUCCCCCUAAAACAACCUGUGUGAUACCACCACCACCAACAGACCAUAGUGUCCAAAACUGGCUCUAAAUGCUUUGUGAAGUUCAUUAGCUCGUUGCUGUAUUUGUACCAUGGGUUUAUCAGAACGUCUUUACUGAAAACAGCUGCUUGCUGGAAACAAGGUUUAUGAGAGCUGUGAGUGUGAACAAAAACAGUAAAGUUGUGCGCAGUAAAAUCCAAAAUAAUCAACUGAAAGACACACGAAAAACUCUGUAGAGUUGGGGGGAACUGCAUUUGAGUAAUAAUUCUCUCUUGUAUGUAAAUAUUGCUUGAUGAAGUAGUGUCCUCUAUUUUUUAUUUUUAUUAUUAUUUUAUUUUUAUUUUUUUUGUGUGUAUCUCAACAGAAAUAUAGAUAUAGAUAUAGAUAUUCAUGCACGUGUUAUUUCCUCCAAAGCCUCAAACUCUCUCAAACAGUUUUGUUUUUACUUAGUGAGGUUACAACAGCAGUUAGUUACAGCAACAUUUGAGUUGGCAUAGAACAUGGAGAAUGUCUGAGUGAUGACGAUAAUAUUAUGCAGCAUUUUUGCCAAAUCAAAUGCUCUGUAUCUGCCAGAGGAUUGGGGACUACCACACUGUCUUUGCCAGUUUUUAUUUUUUGUAACAUUUACAUUGAAUUAGAACUUUUUAUGAUCACCCCAAUCUGGGAAAAUGAGUUUUUUCAGAAAUACUAAAAAACCUCUUGACCUCCGUAUUUGCAAAAUAAAGGUUUGCAGUCAUUUCAGCAGUGGUCUCAGUUGCUUACUGUAACUAUACUAAUGUCUCAGAAUUGAUGUGGUGACAAUGCACUGAUGCUAAAAUGCUACAUGUAGCACCUUUGAGAACUAGUGCCAAACCACAUAACAUGAGUCCACCACAUUGGCUCUACAGUGGUGUUAGUACAUGUUAACUUAGAUUAUACCUCUGCCCAAGCAAUACUGCUGUGAAGGGUCACUACUUCAACCCUGUGAGGUAAACGGAGAGUGAAGCUGAGGAUUGGACUACCAAACCAGAUAAAACUCUGUGGAGAGGACAGUGGUCUGAUCAAUGGUCCGACUCAGCCAGCACUACUCCAUCCAGAACUAGCACACUCUAAUGACUCUCAAGCCUCUUGGCUCACUGCCUGUUGGAUUUUAUUCAUCGAGGAAAAUGUACAAAUUUGCUAAAGCUGUGUAUCCAUGACAUCCAGCUGUAGAUACACAUUAUUGGACGGCUCAAUGACGAGGAAGUCAUGCUGAUUCUAAUGUGGUACUCAUACUUUAUACUGGAGCGAUGACGCACUGCCUCCCACAUGUGAACCAGGUAGCAUUAGGUAGCUUAAAACACAACUUGUCUGGUGUUUUUCCCUGUACUACUACAGAAUUCAACGUUUUUGUGUCUCGCUACGAAAGAAGUGUUUAUUAGAACUGCUUUGACUGAACUGAGAUAUAGGUGGACCUGAGGACUGCUGCCUCACCCACAGAAAUUAACUACGUCAAAGUGUAAAGGACGAUGGUUACAUGGGUAGAAGAUGCCUAUAGGCCAUGCUGAGUGCCUUUACUUACAGCAGCAUGCCUCUGAUCAAACCGCAUGCUCUGCGCUCACAACAUUUUAAUGAAGGCAACGCUGUUUCUCUGACUAAUAACUGCUUUAGAGGAAACAUAUAGCUGUCUGUGCAAACUGCCAAAACUCAUCAGUGAGACGAACACGCCUCUUUUGAAGCUCUCAGUGUUAAUAUUUACUUGAUGAGUACUUUUCUUCAUAGAAUUGUAUUGACGGAGAAGUGAGAUUGUUGUUAUAUACAGUGCUUUUAAGUGCAUUUGAAAAUGUGUAUUAUAUUUGUGUAUUUUAUUUAUUUAGUCAGUUAAAAAUCAAAUGUAUGACAAUUUUCAGAUCAAUUCUGGCUCAGUUUACAUUCAGUUUCCUCACCCUGGGUUGCAGUCAAUACUAAAGCAUGAAUUGUCUUUAUGUGUAUGUUCUUUACAGUGGUACUUUUUGUGUAGUGUUCUUUAGUUACAUUUUUGUGGAUAAUUAUUUGCAACCUAAUAUAUUGAUAUGGAUGAAACUUUCUAUGAGAAGAUUUAAUUUCGAGGUAAAUGAGAAUCACAAUAAAGCAACAUGUUUUUA
Messenger RNA from Lates calcarifer (barramundi perch), 4134 nucleotides. RefSeq names its product gsg1-like 2b (gene gsg1l2b). Bases 155 to 1069 code for a protein of 304 amino acids. NCBI's taxonomy places the organism in Eukaryota, Metazoa, Chordata, Actinopteri, Centropomidae. The transcript is spliced from 5 exons. Gene Ontology annotation, cellular component: plasma membrane. The record is from RefSeq and is a predicted model, not a curated record.